AUGAAUGGAACAGUAGAUCUGUAUUAUUUCUGUAUCUGUAACUGUAGCAGUGAGCAGUUAGCUAACCGCUCUGUCUCUCUUUCAAGGACUUUCAAUGUCUGCCGGCCGCCGCUGCUUUACACUAAACCCGCAGACCCCCGGCUCUUUGCCCCGACCCUGCCCAGCACCCCGCCACCGGUGCAGAUAACAGGAAGAGACAUAUUAAAUCAACUGUUAACAGCUAAACUACAAUACAGGACUGUUAAUGUUUUUUUUCUCCCAUCGUUUAAUGACAUUCCUUGUCCUUUUCCAGUGAAUUGGACAACUAAUGUUACGCACCUGGAGCUGGGGCUAUGGGCCAAGAUUGACAAACCAGUGCUUGCUUUCAUUCUGAGCAUUGAGAUGGUGAUUGGCAUACUAGGAAAUGGUUUGGUCCUGGUUGUUAAAGUUGUGUGUAGGGAUCAGUUUCAGUGUGAUUACUGGGUGCCGUUCAUCAGUCUCACUCUGUCUGACUUCUGCUGUUCUGUUCUGAUCAUAACCGGCUCAUUCCUGGCCGUUUUGACUGGAGGCCAGGAGUCACCGUGGUGUGAGGUGGUCAGCCUGUUCAAAUUCACCUUUAUCACUUCGUCUUUUGGAAGCGUAGGACUUCUCUGUCUCCAGCGUUAUUUGGGUGCAGACUCCAAAAGACGAUGCUGGUCUGUCAUCGUUAUAGUGACCUGUCUGGUGUCGUGGUUGACAGGUAGUGUGUUUGGAGUCGUGCCAGUGGUCUAUGACUGGAUCAGGUAUGAUUCUUCUGAGAUGCUGUGUGCUGUGUUCUGGGAGAGCAGCUACUCGGACAUGUUGAUCUACAUCCUUUGUGCUAUUACCAUCUCCAUCUUCCCUGCGAUGCUUAUCAUGAUCAUCUUCUCCCUGUUGACCUCGUUGGGCUAUGGAAAGAGUGUGAGCAGCACUGGUGAUCUUUCCUCUGUCACUCCUCUAGUGGUGGGGUUCUUUCUGGUCUGCUACACUCCUUUCAUCCUGUCCGAGCUGAUUCUACUGGGAAGGCUGGACCUCUCACCAUCUCCAGACUGGCUGAGGACACUGUCGUCAGUGUUGGCAUAUCUGGACUGCAGCCUGAACCCCAUCAUCUACUGCACUAAUCAAGGUUUCCGAGAGGCAAUGCUCGCACUGCUCUGGAACACCAAAAAGACGACUUUCCCUGAGCCUGUGCUGACCUGCGUAAAAUGUAUAGAAGUAUAAAUCUAAUAAUAAAAUGAAAGAAAUCUUUA
Molecule: messenger RNA, 1247 nt
Organism: Astyanax mexicanus (Mexican tetra)
Lineage: Eukaryota; Metazoa; Chordata; Actinopteri; Characiformes; Acestrorhamphidae
Product: beta-1 adrenergic receptor
Exons: 7
Coding region: 1-1218 (405 amino acids)
Biological process (GO): G protein-coupled receptor signaling pathway
Cellular component (GO): membrane
Molecular function (GO): G protein-coupled receptor activity
Source: RefSeq, a predicted model, not a curated record